Messenger RNA from Macrosteles quadrilineatus (aster leafhopper), 693 nucleotides. RefSeq lists its product as uncharacterized. The record is from RefSeq and is a predicted model, not a curated record. Lineage: Eukaryota; Metazoa; Arthropoda; Insecta; Hemiptera; Cicadellidae. Bases 1 to 693 code for a protein of 230 amino acids. The transcript is spliced from 2 exons.
AUGUCAAUUGCUGCUGCCGUAAAAACCUUUGGAAUACCCAAGUCCUCACUACAAGAUAAGAUCAAAGCCUGCAGAAAAGCAAUGGACCGCUGCUUAAGAAAGACUACCAAGCCAAUGAAGCCAGUGGCAGGCAUCAAAAGAUCUAAACUUCAGGAGGCGUUGACUGGAGGUAUUAAGAAGACGAAAUCAUCAACUCCUUUUGAAACCCUUGUCAACAAGACUCUGUCGCAGCCGGGAUCCUCUUCUUCUGCUUUGUCUGACGAUGCAAAGAAAACAACUACAAUAUCUACUCAAUCUUCCCAAGAGCCUGGAUCUUCCCUUGCCACCAAGACUCUGUCGCAGCCGGGAUCCUCUUCUUCUGCUUUGUCUGACGAUGCAAAGAAAACAACUACAAUAUCAACUCAAUCUUCCCAAGAGCCUGGAUCUUCCCUUGCCGCCAAGACUCUUUCGCAGCCAGGAUCUUCUUCUGCUUUGUUUGAAGAUAGAUUGAAGAAAUCUUCUUCUGGUAACACUUCGUCGAAGAAACGGUCUGAUUCAUCGUCUUCCUCUUCUUCUUCUUCGUCAUCAUCUUCCUCGUCUUCUUCAUCGUCCUCGUCCUCUUCUUCUACGUCAUCGUCCAAAAAUCAAACAAUUAAGUCCCCUCUAUCCAUGCUUCUCUCUCCCAUAAUUCUCUUCCUUGCUAUCUCCUAUUAA